This is a messenger RNA of Lachancea fermentati, 222 nucleotides long. The record is from the annotation of a GenBank genome assembly. Lineage: Eukaryota; Fungi; Ascomycota; Saccharomycetes; Saccharomycetales; Saccharomycetaceae.
AUGACAUUUAUUGGAAAAUUGGUUCAUUUUUCUUUCGACUUUGUGCUGAUUUCUACGUGUCUUGCGGGGAUUAAGCGCAACACUGGUUUGACCCCCAAGUUAGAUUCGAUACAAGACCCUCACAUACAAGGCUACUGUCUAAAAUAUUUGAACUUUGGCGAAUCAUGCUAUGACUAUACGGUCGCAACAUGCGGAGCAUCCAGUUAUUUUGUAAGAAAAUGA